Messenger RNA from Seminavis robusta, 1167 nucleotides. The record is from the annotation of a GenBank genome assembly. Lineage: Eukaryota; Bacillariophyta; Bacillariophyceae; Naviculales; Naviculaceae.
AUGCCCUCCUUCGAUGAGUUGCGCCCUGUUCUCACCGACAAUGACAAAGCCCAGGAGUUCUUUAUCAAGAAAGGGGUUAUCUGUCCACCGACUGUUUGUCCGCGGUGCACACGUCCUAUUGCGUACACACCCAACCAAAGGAACACUGUUCGAUGCAGAGCAGCUGCUUGCCGGUUCAUUAUUCCUUCCAAGUGUGAUAAGUGUGACGGUCCUAUGGCAGAAUACCAUGAUGACACCGGCGAGCUACGUUCCAAAGUUUGCCAGAACAGCUCCUGUCACUGGACCUGGAGAGUGAAAGGAACGGGCUACGAAUGCAGUGUUCUCAAGGGCAGUGUUCUACAAAAUGUAAAGAUUCGCAAGGAUCAGGUCCUAUGGCUCGCUUACUUAUGGCUACUGAAGGUUCCUGCCAGGACGGCAUCACACAUUACCGGAGUGUCCGAGGGUACCGUUGGCAGGUGGUAUAGACACUUUCGCCGAAUGGUGAUUGAAAUGGUUCUCCAAGCUGACAAGGAAGACUACAUGCUCGGCGGCCCUGGUAGGAUUGUGGAGGGAGAUGAAGGCAAGUUUGGACGCCGGAAGUACAACCGUGGAAGAUGUGUGAACGCUGACUGGGUCUUUGGAAUGGUUGAGAGGGGAGGAGAGCGAAAGCUAGCUCUGAUUGUCAUUCCAGAUCGGAAGGCCAACACUCUCCUGCCCCUCAUCAUGUCUUUCGUACGUCCUGGGACCCAGAUCAACACUGACAAACACGGUGGCUACAACAAAAUUAAGGACCUGGAGGGAUACAACUACGAACACCGUACUCUAUGCCACAAGUAUGAAUUCGUCGCUCAGGAUGGAACCCACACCCAAACGAUCAAGGGCAACUGGAGAGUAUUGAAAAAAAAUGUGCCGGAGUCACAACGCGAGGGCAGCAAUCUACAGGAGUACUUGUACGAGUGCAUGUGGAGGAGGAAGCACGCCAAGCAUUUGUGGAAGUCGUUCAUCGAAGGACUGGCAUGCCUUCGCUACCGCCCUGAGGACAUUGACCGAUUGUGGGAGAUGAGAGAAGAUCGAGAGGAGUCUUGGUCGCCGGAAGAGUCUUCUGUUGAUGAUUCCCUCGACGCGAAUUCUAGUGUUAGUGACGAUGACAGCCUUAGCGAGCCGUCCUCCGAUUACAUGGUGAUCUAG